AUGGCGUCUACUCUCUUCACUCAAAAGAUCCCUUCUGCUUCUACCAUCUUCUCGUUCUACACAUCUCUCUCUGCUUUCACCAUCCUCUUCCGAACCAUCCUCAACGAGCUCAUCCCCACCAAAGUCCGUGACUUCAUCGUCUCAAGAUUCAAAGACCACUUCUCCUCUUACUUCAACCCCAACUUCACAUUCAUCAUCGAGGAACAGUGCGAUUACGUCACCAACCAGACGUUCCGUGCAGCAGAGACUUACUUGCCGACCCUUCUCGCCGGAAUCACCACCGGAAGUCUUCUCGUCCGUUCUAGUAACCUCAAGAACCCGUUGGCGAAACCCAAGUUCGGAAUACCAGUUAAAGCCAAGAUCUUGGAUGUGUUUGAAGGGAUCCCUCUUGAGUGGACUCUUCUGUCUGAAAAAAGCGAAGGCCUUUACCAGAGCCGGCAAAAACGGUACUUUCACUUGACAUGCAAGAAAGAGUUUAGGGACAAGAUCAUGUCAGAGUACUUCACAUACAUUGCAAAAUCAUCGGCGAAGAUACUGACAAGCCAAGACAAUCUCAAGAUCCAUACUUACAACCCAAGCGAUUAUUCAUGGGAAUCAGCAAUCUUCCAACACAACACAACUUUUGAAACCCUAGCAAUGGAACCUGAGGUCAAGAACUCACUGAUGCGUGACCUAGACGCUUUCUCCAAUGGAAAAGACUUUUUCAAAACCGUGGGACGAGCUUGGAAACGCGGUUACCUUCUCCACGGUCCUCCUGGGACAGGGAAGUCAUCUCUUGUUGCUGCUAUUGCUAACUACAUGAACUAUAGUAUCUAUGAUCUUCAGCUUCAGAGCGUUAAAGAUGAUGCAAUGCUUAGACAGAUUCUUACUAAGACCGAGAACGGAUCGAUUCUUCUCAUUGAAGAUCUUGAUUGCAGUGGAGCGGAUGCUUCUUGUAGAAAAAAGAGUGAAGAUGAAGGAGAAGAUGGUGAGAAUCAGUGCAAGAAGAAGAAGAAGAAGGAUCAUCAGGUAACAUUGUCUGGUCUACUAAACUUUGUAGACGGGUUAUGGUCAAGCUGUGUAGAGGAACGGAUCAUAGUCUUCACUACGAACCAUAAGGAGAAACUGGAUCCUGCAUUGCUGAGGCCAGGGAGAAUGGAUGUUCAUAUACUCAUGGAUUACUGUACGCCUAAUGUCUUCAAGAAGCUCGCUAAAAUGUAUCUUGAUGGUAUUGAAGAGCAUGAUGAUCUGUUUGAGCCUAUUGAGAAGAUGUUCCGUGAGGUGAAAGCAACUCCAGCUGAGGUCAUAGAGCGGCUUAUGGUGAGCAAGGAUCCUGAUGUUGCGCUUAAGGGUCUCAUGGAGUUUCUUGAAAGCAAGAAGAUGGUUAAAGAGAGUGAAGAAUCUGAACCAAAAGAAGCAGAUGAAUGA
Molecule: messenger RNA, 1407 nt
Organism: Eruca vesicaria subsp. sativa (arugula)
Lineage: Eukaryota; Viridiplantae; Streptophyta; Magnoliopsida; Brassicales; Brassicaceae
Source: the annotation of a GenBank genome assembly